Haliotis rubra (blacklip abalone) is the source of this 2488-nucleotide messenger RNA. Its product is annotated as suppressor of fused homolog. The record is from RefSeq and is a predicted model, not a curated record. Gene Ontology annotation, cellular component: nucleus; cytoplasm. Gene Ontology annotation, molecular function: transcription factor binding. Lineage: Eukaryota; Metazoa; Mollusca; Gastropoda; Lepetellida; Haliotidae.
CCAACAGCGGAAGAUGUUUUGGCUGUUCCACCAAUCAGGCACGCCGACCGAAAGGGGUAUUUGUUGCCGGCCACUGUAUUGCUAGAGGUGCAAGGCACUUAUAAAGGCAUAACUUUGCAGCCAAUAUAAAGGCUAAGAUUAUAUGUAAACAAACUGUCACCUGGGAUUGCAGCAGUGUGAAAUCAACCAUAUUUCGAUCACUUUAAUUACCGGAGGGAGAGGACGGAAGAGCCAGAUGCCACAGUGAAGCUAAAGUAAAAUGGAGGAGAGAGAGAACUUCUACUCGUCUACGGGUAGUUAUUCGUCCACGCCCGGCGUUGCUUUGACUCCACCGGGAUUGGAAGCAAUUUAUUCAGCAUGUCGGAGACUUUACCCUACUCAGCCGAACCCUUUGCAGGUCACAGCUUUAGUGAAAUAUUGGCUGGGUGGGCCAGACCCCAUGGAUUAUAUUAGCAUGUAUGCCAACCCUGGCGACCUUGGCAGACAUAUUCCUCCCCACUGGCAUUAUAUCAGUUUCGGGCUUUCCGAUCUCCAUGGCGACGGCAGAGUACAUGAGACAACUAAACGAGGGUCCAGGACAACUAACAACGGGUAUGGCUUUGAGCUGACGUUCCGAUUGAGACGAGAACCAGAAGAAACAAACCCACCGACCUGGCCUGCUGCCCUCAUGCAAUCUCUCGCCAGAUAUGUGUUCCAGUCAGAAAAUGUAUUAUGUAGUGGUGACCAUGUGUCGUGGCACACACCUCUCGACGGCAGCGAGUCCCGGAUACAACACAUGCUGAUGACCGAGGACGCUCAGCUGCAGCCAAUCACAACUCCCUUUGGUGUUGUCAACUUUGUCCAGAUUGUUGGAGUGUGUGGCGAGGAACUGAAGGCAGCCCAACACUGGAACGGACCAGGAGUUAUCGAGCUGCUACGAUCUAAAGCUGUCGCUGGUGGUGCAUGGCUGGUGACUGACAUGAGGCGAGGGGAGACCAUCUUUGAGAUCGAACCAUCGCUGCAGGAAACGGUGGAUCAUGGGAUUGAGACCGAGGGGUCUAACCUGAGUGGUGUCAGCAGUCGGUGCUCGUGGGAGGAGCCAGGCGACCCUGAUGCUCACAGCAACUAUAACGAUGAUGAUAAGGAGAACCGAUUGGUGGAGAUCGAUCGCCGAGGCAGUGGAGAUGUGGACAGGAGGAUCAUCACCGACUAUGAAUCUGAACAAAUAAAAGCGACUUUAAAGAAGGGUCUGAGUAAUUCUCGGUCCAACGUCCCAUCACACGGUGGCAAAGAUGAUGAGUACGAUCACAGGAAUCAAAAUUCGUCCCGGAAAGAGUCGUUUGACAGCACGGUGAGUUCUGAGGGUCCAACAGAACUGAUCCGGACAAGGACUCUUGAUGCCGUCCAUUUGAAGUUUAAUCUGGAAGCUGGCUCCCUUCUACCACUAGCUCUCAGAGAUCUUGAGGGUGGUUUUCAAAACCGUUUGAUUUCUGAUGACUUCAUAAGCGACAUGUGCCAUGACAUUGAGGAAUUAGCCUGCCCUGAUGAGAUGAUGUGCCCAAAGACGUUCAGUUGGCCUGAGAAGAAACUCUGUAUCACGAUCCUGCCUGAUGAGAUUUAGCACUUCAUGUGAUUCAGUGAUGGUGACAAUUAUUCUACUGUGGCAUUCAUAUCAUGGCCAAUAAGCCAUGUGUCUACCAAAGGUUCAUGACGAAGGGCUCUAAACAGUCCUUAAAACAACUGACGUGAUGAAGAGUCAUCAAAGGGAGGUCACCUCUAAACUUGGCCAUCUUUGGCGGAGACAACUCUUGACAAGAUAUUUCAAGAGCAGAUAACUCUUUGACAUCACUUUGAUGUCCAGUAUAGACAAUGGAAGGGAGAUAACUCUUAUGCUUGUUAUCCCAUCUACUGUGUGCUAUUGGAAAUGUUUUAAUGAAUGAAAGCUUGUCUUUUACUGAAGGGACAAAGUUAUGACUGGCGGAUGCAACUUUCAGCACUUUGCGCUUAGAAAGAAGCUGUGUGUUGUUAUUGGGGAUACAAUUAUGCUGUAAAAUAUUAGUGUACCUGUUGGAGCAAAGACUAUGUCAUGAGUCCAGUGGAAAAGACACAGAAAACAGAUUUCUGUCCAUCGCAUUUUCAAAUAAGUUUUUUUUCACAGGUUAUAUCACAUCCGACAAGUCAUCUACUACAAUUGUUACGAUUCUAUUUUCUUUGUAUUGUUACGUUGUGUGUUAUAGUUCAUACAGGCUGUAUCACUCAUGUCUCUUAAGACGGAUAUUUGUGUAUAGUUAUCUUAAUUUGUAUGGUAGAAUGCAUUAGGUUUUUAUCCCAUUUGCAACAUAUUUUGUUUAUUUUACAAUCAUUUCAAAUGGGAAUAGUAAUGGCUUUGCAUGUUUUUGGAUAUACUACUCGAAAGAAGUUGAGGCUUUCAUGUUACUGUGGUUAAACUGUCAUGCCAUCAGAUUGUCCUUAACUUAUUUUGUGUGGUAUAUAAAGUCAUAUUAUUGCA